Messenger RNA from Didymella exigua CBS 183.55, 831 nucleotides. Its product is annotated as proteasome-domain-containing protein. The transcript has 2 exons. Gene Ontology annotation, cellular component: proteasome core complex. Lineage: Eukaryota; Fungi; Ascomycota; Dothideomycetes; Pleosporales; Didymellaceae. The record is from RefSeq and is a predicted model, not a curated record. Gene Ontology annotation, molecular function: threonine-type endopeptidase activity. Bases 1 to 831 code for a protein of 276 amino acids.
AUGGCCGGCUUCGACUUCUCCAGCCACAACCGCAACGCCGCCCUCCACGCGCAGGGCGUGCCGCUGCCCAAGGCGACGAGCACGGGCACCACCAUUGUGGGCGCGCUGUUUGACGGCGGCGUCGUCAUUGCCGCAGACACGCGAGCCACCAGCGGGCCCAUUGUGGCCGACAAGAACUGCGAGAAGCUGCACUUCAUCGCCCCACACAUCUGGUGUGCCGGCGCAGGCACCGCGGCCGACACCGAGUUCACGACGGCCAUCAUCUCGUCGAACCUCGAGCUGCACGCGCUCAGCACCGGCCGCAAGUCGCGCGUCGUCACCGCCAUGACGCUGCUCAAGCAGCACCUCUUCCGCCACCAGGGCCACAUUGGCGCCUACCUCGUCGUCGCCGGCGUCGACCCCACGGGCGCCCACCUCUUCACCGUCCACGCCCACGGGUCCACGGACAAGCUGCCGUACGUCACCAUGGGCUCUGGCUCGCUGGCGGCCAUGUCCGUCUUUGAGACCCAGUGGGAGCCGAACCUGAGCCGCGACGCCGCCGUCAAGCUGUGCGCCAGCGCCAUCGAGGCCGGCAUCUGGAACGACCUGGGCUCGGGAAGCAACGUCGACGUCGCCGUCAUCACCGCCGAGAAGACGACGCUCAUGCGCAACUACAUGACCCCCAACACAAGGCAGCCCAAGCAGCGCAACUACCGCUUCCAGAAGGGCACCACGGCCGUCCUCAACGAGAAGAUCAUCACACGGGAGGAGAUUAGCAAGUACGUGACCGUCUCGGAGCUCAAGGACGGGGACGUGACGGCCACGGCCGAGGCCAUGGACCUCGACACGUAG